AUGUCUUCAUCAAUCGGUGGACGGUCUCUUUUCCUCCUCUACGUCCGUAGAGCGGAGACGCUGCUGAAGCCGCAAAACGAUCUCAUGGAUUUUCUAGCGAGUCAAGUAGAGAAAAGGAAAAGCGACAUCGCUCAAGGGCUUCACUCGCUGGAAGGAGAAGGAAAUGAUUUCGUUGACGCCUUCCUCAUACAAAUGGAGAAAAAUAGGAAACUCGGUGUAGCCUCCAGCUUUGACGAUGAAUCCUUGACGCAUACACUACUUGAUUUAUGGGCAGCUGGUCAAGAAACCACAGCCACAACACUGAAAUGGGCGUUCGCUUAUCUCCUAAUGUACCCAGAGUUCGAUCCAGAGCGCUACAUGAAAGGGCAGAAACUUGAAGAACAAGUGAUUCCGUUUGGAAUAGGACGACGAGCAUGUCUUGGUGAAUCAUUAGCACGAGCGGAGUUGUACCUUGUGAGUUCACUCCCUAUCUUGAGGCCAGUCAGUCUUAUUAACUGA
Messenger RNA from Cooperia oncophora, 498 nucleotides. The record is from the annotation of a GenBank genome assembly. Lineage: Eukaryota; Metazoa; Nematoda; Chromadorea; Rhabditida; Trichostrongylidae.